AUGGCGUCGACCAGCACACCUGAACUGACGCCUGAGUUCCUGGCGCAGGACCGACGUCCUGAGGCGAGGAUCGGAAUUGGAGUCGUGACGGCACUGUCUGGAGCGGUUGUGUUGAUUCGAGUCUAUGCGCGAUGGUUCAUGAUUCGCAGCUUUGGCUGGGAUGAUGGACUCAUCUGCAUGGCGAUGUUGUUAAACAUCGUCGUCAUGGCCCUCACAACCCAAGUCCUCCGCUACGGCGCCGGCUUGCACGUCUGGGCCCUCGAUACCGCCGAAACCCCACUGCUGUACAAAUGGCUCGUUUCUGCGCAGCUGGUAUACAUGAUCGCGUUGUGGGUGUGUCGAUUGUCGGGAUUGGCCUUCUACCGUCGAUUGAACCCGAUGCCUCAAUUCCAACUGUACCUCCGGAUUUCCUUUGCCUUCGUUACGGCCGUCAUGCUCGCCCAGGUCCUCAUCAUCGCUCUGCAAUGUGUCCCGCUCGCUGCGCUCUGGGGCGGUGCUACCGGAAAGUGUUUGGGAUCAAAGACGGUGUUUAUAUCCACUGCCGCGAUGACGAUUAUCUGCGACUCGCUUAUCCUGCUACUGCCGGUCAAGAUUGUGCUUUCGAUCAAGGCGAAUGCAACGCGCAAGGUUGCGCUGAGUGUGGUGCUGUGUUUUGGUGUUCUUGCCGUGAUGUGA
Aspergillus luchuensis is the source of this 675-nucleotide messenger RNA. RefSeq lists its product as uncharacterized. The coding region runs from base 1 to 675 and encodes 224 amino acids. Lineage: Eukaryota; Fungi; Ascomycota; Eurotiomycetes; Eurotiales; Aspergillaceae. The transcript is spliced from 3 exons. The record is from RefSeq and is a predicted model, not a curated record.